Molecule: messenger RNA, 1512 nt
Organism: Eublepharis macularius
Lineage: Eukaryota; Metazoa; Chordata; Lepidosauria; Squamata; Eublepharidae
Gene: MPI
Product: mannose phosphate isomerase
Exons: 9
Coding region: 198-1493 (431 amino acids)
Biological process (GO): carbohydrate metabolic process; GDP-mannose biosynthetic process
Cellular component (GO): cytosol
Molecular function (GO): zinc ion binding; mannose-6-phosphate isomerase activity
Source: RefSeq, a predicted model, not a curated record
CUUUUCGGCUGUGGGCGGAGGGUUGAGAGGGAGCGGCGCCUUCUGAGCAUGCGUGUGAAGGAUCGGGCUGGCUCCAGUCUCCCUCCUGCCGCGGCUGGAGAGUUUUCCCGGAGAGGAACUACCUUUCCCGGCGUGCACGGCCGGGCGCCUGGAAGAGGCGUGGCGGCUGCACCUCCGCUCCUUUUGCCGGCUGGGAAAUGAGGCCGGGCAGCGUCGGAACGAUGGCAGAGUUGAGAGUCUUUCCGUUGGCCUGUGUGGUACAGAACUACGCCUGGGGCAAGUUGGCCCGGGACAGCGAAGUGGCCAGGCUCCUGGCCAGCAGUGAACCUAUAAUGCGGAUAGAGUUAGACAAGCCGUAUGCCGAACUCUGGAUGGGUACACACCCCAAAGGCAAUGCCAUCAUUUUGGACAACCGCAUCACCCAGAAGACUUUAGGGCAGUGGAUCGCAGACAACCCCAGUUGCUUGGGCUCCAAAGUCAAGGAUAUGUUUCACGGGCAACUGCCUUUCUUGUUCAAGGUGCUCUCAGUCAACUCUGCGUUGUCCAUCCAGGCCCAUCCUACCAAGGAGCUGGCGGUUAAGCUUCAUGCCCAGAAUCCAGAGCACUACCCCGACGCCAACCACAAGCCAGAGAUGACCAUUGCCCUGACUACUUUCGACGGUCUGUGCGGCUUCCGGCCCGUUGAGGAGAUUGUGACUUUCCUUCAGACCGUUCCUGAAUUCCGAGCCUUGAUCGGGAACGUGGCAGCUGAGCAACUAGAACGCAGCGUGGGCGAUGACCCGCGGGGAGUGUCGGCCGCGCUGCGCGUCUGCUUCACCAGGAUGAUGAAGAGUGAGAAGAAAGUCUGUGUGGAGCAGCUCAACCUGCUGGUGAAACGGAUCAGCCAAGAAGCCGCUUUAGGAAAAGACACUUCAGCAAGCUGCGGGCACCUUUUGCUGCAGCUUCACUCACAGUUCCCCGGAGACAUCGGCUGCUUUGCCAUCUAUUUCCUAAACCAGGUCAGGCUAGAACCAGGAGAAUGCAUGUUCCUCGGAGCCAACGAGCCGCACGCCUAUCUCUACGGAGACUGCAUCGAAUGCAUGGCUUGCUCUGACAACACCGUGCGGGCCGGCCUCACGCCCAAGUUCAUUGACGUUCACACGCUCUGUGAAAUGCUGAACUACACCCCAGCCCCGAGCAACUCCAAGCUUCUGAUUCCCACCACCAGCCGCAUGGACCCGUGCGUCACCAUCUACGACCCCCCUGUCCCAGACUUCAGCGUCAUGAAGAUAGAGAUUCCUUCCACGGUUAAGCUGUACCUUGUUUCGGCCAUCGACUCGGCCAGCAUCCUGUUGGUGAUCAGCGGAACGGCUGUGGGCACCUCGACUGCCGCCAGCUCCGACAUGGCCCUCCGCCCGGGCGCCGUGCUCUUCAUCUCUGCUAAUGAGAGCAUCUCCUUGCGCCUGUCCGUGUCUGAAGGGAUGCUGCUUUUCCGAGCCUGUUGCCUCUUAUAACACGGGAUGUUUAACACUC